Messenger RNA from Clupea harengus (Atlantic herring), 1686 nucleotides. RefSeq names its product somatostatin receptor type 5-like. NCBI's taxonomy places the organism in Eukaryota, Metazoa, Chordata, Actinopteri, Clupeiformes, Clupeidae. The transcript has a single exon. The record is from RefSeq and is a predicted model, not a curated record. Bases 44 to 1603 code for a protein of 519 amino acids.
GGGUGGACAGAGGUCAUCGCCCAAGGCUUCUAAGCAAGGCACCAUGGAGUUUCCCUCCGCGUACCCUUUCGCAGCUGCCUACGCUCAUGACAACAGGUCUGUCCUCGACCUUUACCCAGACCUGCCCAUGUUCCAGGCCCUGUUCAAUGACACCCUCAACGGCUCCUGCCUCUUCAACGACACCGGCUGCAACGGCACGACCCCGGCGAACCCCCAGGGGCCCAUAUCGGGGGUGCUCAUUCCGCUAAUCUACAUCGUGGUGUGCAUCAUUGGCCUAGGGGGCAACACGCUGGUCAUCCACAUCGUGCUGCACUACUCCAAAACGGAGUCGGUCACCAACAUCUACAUCCUGAACCUGGCCAUCGCCGACGAGCUCUUCAUGCUGGGCCUGCCCUUCCUGGCCGUGCAGGGCGCAAUGCACUCCUGGCCCUUCGGCUCGCUCAUGUGCCGCCUGGUGAUGACGGUGGACGCCAUCAACCAGUUCACCAGCAUCUUCUGCCUGACGGUGAUGAGCGUCGACCGCUACCUGGCCGUGGUGCACCCCAUCCGCUCGUCCAAGUGGCGCCGGCCGCAGGUGGCCAAGGUGGUCAACGCCACCGUGUGGCUGCUCUCCUUCACGGUGGUGCUGCCUGUGGUGGUGUUUGCCGGCGUGCACCACGGCCACUGCAACAUCAUCUGGCCGCAACCGGAGAGCGUGUGGCGGGCGGCCUUCAUCAUCUUCACCUCCAUCGUGGGCUUCUUCCUCCCGCUGCUGGUCAUCUGCCUGUGCUACCUGCUCAUCGUCUUCAAGAUCCGCAGCUCGGGCAAGAAGGUGCACGCCACGUCCACCAAGCGCCGCAAGUCCGAGCGCAAGGUGACGCGCAUGGUGGUGAUCGUGGUGGCCGUCUUCGUGCUCUGCUGGCUGCCCUUCUACGCGCUCAACAUCCUCAACCUGAUGGUGCAGCUGCCCGACGAGCCCAAGGGCCUCUACUACUUCGUGGUGGUGCUGCUGUACACCAACAGCUGCGCCAACCCCAUCAUCUACGGCUUCAUGUCCGACAACUUCAAGAGGGGCUUCCGGAAGGCCCUGUGCCGAUCAUCGCGCCGCGUGGACAACCACGACACCACAGACCAGCACCGCCGCCAGCUGCAGGGGGAGCAGCAGCACCAGCAGCAGCAGCAGCAGCAGGAGCAGCAGGAGGAGCAGGAGGAGCUGCAGCGGCGGCGCCACAUGCUCAAGCCACGGGAGAGCCUGCGGAGGGGUGUGAGGGGCCACCAGGAGGAGGAGGAGGAGGACGAUGACGAAGAUCAGGAGGAGGUGACGGAGAUGACGGAGAUCUGUAAGAUCACCCAGAACGGAAACGGCAAUGUCAGCCGACAGCAGGCCGAGACCUCUUGUGCCCUGCUCUCCGACAAGGUAGCAGCCACAGAGUUGUCGCACGAGUUUGUGUCUCCGGACGGGAGGGGGAUGGCGGCAGGAGACGGCGGCCCGGGGAAAGCCCCAGGCUUUGGGCCUCCGGUGGCCAUGCCGUCCUUACUUCAUGGAGCUAAAAACGGAAGUGUCAAACCACUCCCAGAGGAGCCAGUAGAGAAGAACACGCUUCUGGAGAUCAGCUACUUGUAGUGUGAAAACAGGCUACCGCCUUUCUUUCACUUGAAAUAGAUUUACAGUAUUAUUGAUUUAACUCCUCCUCAGCAGACUUGCAG